AUGCCUGGCGUACAACAUCUUAUCGACUUCGUGCUAAACGAAGUCGCGCUCUGCGGUAAUCAAGGUGCAACAUUAUCUGAUCUACUGCAAGCCAUUGAUGAUUUCCAUACACAAUCUCAGGAUGUGAUGGAAAACCAGAACAUUGACCAUCGUUUCAAAGCCAAAGUCUGGUCCUGGCUCACGACUAACCCAGAGGUGUCUAUUGGCCAGCACAAUGAAUGGAACCAUCUCACCUUGAGUGAAGCCGAGAAGCUUGAUUCACAAACAAGGGAGAAAGAUGAACCCGAUAGCAAUUCUCUAGAGCUCAACCAAAUCGCAGAUCAGAAUCCUGAUUUACCACCGCUUCGAAUCUUUGUCUCCGAAGAGAGAGCCUGGGUUGCCAUCACUGGCCAUCCACCAGAUGAAUCCAAGGUACUGCCCCUUGAAUUUGCCUUACUGUCGGUGAUUGCUUCGCGCAAGUCAAAGGGUAUUGUGCAGCCGGACCUGGUGAGGCUCAGUGGCCAGGAUAAACGGUCUGUUCCGAAGCGUACCGAUGCUUUGCAAAGAAAAGGAUACAUCGACAAGCGACCUGUUCAAACAAAAACGGCCAGAACCAGCCUCUGCACGCUGCAGCGAUUCUACCGCCACACUAUUAGCGAUCAAACAAAGUCAGAACCGCAAUCGGAGAACAUGAUUGAUUUCGACAGCUUCAACACCAGCCUGUUCAACAUUCUCCGAGAGCACCAGCUGAUUGCACGCAAUGAUUUGAAACGACUCCUCGGCUUUGAUGACCAUUGGCGUUGGAAGGUCUUGUCCCGUGCCCUCCGCAAGUGGGAGCGGAUAGGCGUGGUACAGCGUGUGAGAGCCGAAUCGCAAUACGAAAGAAUGCAUCCUUGUGUGAAGCUUUUACGGGAUCCCACAGGGCAAGAUCUGGAACUUUUCCAUGAAUUCAAUUUCGAUGUCUUGAACAAGCAUGGGGUGCGAGCCAAAGGAACCAAACCUACCCCGGACCAAGAAGACCGAGAAAUGCAGCUGGGGGGCCAAACCAAAAGAUCGCCUAGUCUGGAGGACGGUGGGGUUGAUAUGAUCAAAGAGCAUGUUGGAGAUGCUGUACGUAUCGUACCGUCUUGGACGCCGGAUCGUAACCUCAACAACCAAAUCUUUGACAUCGUUCAAAGAACAGGUACAACAGGCAUCACGAACCAGACCUUAAACUUGACUUGCUUUGGGUCCUUUUUCAAGAGACCCGCUGAAAGUAUGGUGCAUCGCUUGGUCGACCUAUGGCAAGUGGCCCAGCCACUUCAUCUCCGCCAUUACGCCAUUGUUCGAGAUAUGGCAAUGAAAAAGACCAUCAUGUUUUAUGUCCACUAUUCGGUAAACAACUUCGCAAAGCUCGUUGAAGCUGGCCAGGCAUCAUGGGAGGCCGUUGAGAUUCCAGCCAAGAAAGCCAAAUCGCUAAAGAUCCAGGCACCUCCAUUUGGUGCUCUUCCUCAGCUUGAUGAGCAUGGAUUCCUUAAAAAGGAAUUCCCAAAGAAUAUGUUGAAGGAUCCAAAUUCAACUCUACUCGACGGGAUCACGGCUGUUAAACCGCCCAACUAUCUUCUUUCUUCGAGCGAUCCUUUUGUUGUUCAACUUCCAAACGGUCAAUAUGUGAUCCGCACACGUACUGAUAAACUCCCCCUGGCUCCAAGCAGCAGCAGAUUGAACCGCGCGACUGUCGAAAAGCGUGCCAGAGAAUCCAAAGCGAAAGACCCCAUAGCCAUAGAGUCUGGAGCUGGAGAACCCGAUGCUAGCCAAUCCGAACCCAGAGAAUCUCAAGCCGUGGAAGUUAAGCCGGAGCCAAGCCAAGGUUAUAGCUGGGAAUAUGUCGAAGAAUCCCCGCGAGCCAAGAGAGCCAAGAUAAAGCACGACAGCCUUAGAGGGUUAUCAAAGAAAGAGAAGUUUGAAGCACUUGGUAUGGAUGAGAGUUGGACUGAAUACAACGCUCUUGUCAUGGAAAAGCCUGCUCCUGGUGUGUAUGUGACUCCCCACGGCCGAAGACGACCAGCCGGCAAGGCCCGAGGUCGCCCGAGACAGAGCCGAAUUGCGAUCUUCAAAUCGCCACAGCUAGCAUCGAUGCCUUGGUUUGUCAAGGAUGAAGAUGAUUCAAGUGACGACGACAAGAUACGGGAUGAUGCUACCACUACUCGGGCAUCCGAGAGCCUUGCCCCUGAAGCUGCACAUUCAGUUAUCAACUCCGAGGGGCCUGCAAUGACCCCCACCCCGACAACUUCGAGGCGAGCCAAGAGAACUCUGCCCAAUGAGCCAGCGACCUCACCGGCAACAUCACCGGGCUUCCAAGCCAAUGAGCAGAGAACCGGGAGACCUGCCAAACGAUCUCGUCUUCGCAAGGCCCAAAAUGGAAACAACGAAGAACCCUCGAAGGACGCUAACGAGAUAUUGCCCGAGGUUGUAGUUCCAGCACUCCAAGAGGGUUCGAUCAAAGCGAGUACACCACGCCAUCGUGACAAGAGUGCCAGCGCUCGUCUACUCGAGGACGAACAAACUGAAACUCCCUCAAAGCGACGCCGUGUGGCAUCCUCCGACUGUGCGACUCUACAAUCCCCAACACCUCGUCCAUCUGAUGUUCCGACUCCACGAUCGGGCUCAGUGGCCCCCCAGAAAUUCAAUUUCAGCGCCCAUGGCACCAAGCCUACCAGAAAACCACGUGUUCGGAACAGAACCAACAUUAGAAACAUGCUGAUUCCAGAGGAGGAAGAAUCGGGAUCCCCUAAGCCUUUGAUUGGGAGAGGCGGAUCUAUCAGUGUCCUUCGGAGAAAGCUCAUUAUGGAAAUUAUGGAAAAGGCUGAUGGUGUAUAUCCCGCGGGCACUGCAAUGUGGUAUCCUUUUGUCACUGCAUGGAUGAAGUUCCAUCCCAAGGGAAAAACCAGACAUGCGAACUAUCAAUACUGCAUCGGCCGAGACACGAGAAAAGUGAUGGUAACAAGGACAUUGUUGUUGAAGCCUGAUAUCUCACCCGACGAUCCGUUGGUGAAAGAGAUGCAGAAAAAGAUUCUGGCUACUGAUUUCCACGAGUCGCGACCCUUCUUUUCGGCCAAUGUCGAGCUGGAUCCAAAUUUGACAAGAAAUAGUGGUCGACCACACGGUGCACCUCCCCGCACGCAGAGAUUCUCAUUCCCGGUAGAAGAAGGAACCCAUGUUCACUUACAACAAAAGCCUAUUUCCAUUGUGAACUUAGAGGCAAGAAGAAGGAGACAGGCCCAGACGAAUUUCAUCAAGCGUCUGGAAGCCAAAGCCAAAGCUGCCAAGGCUGCCGAAGAAGCUGAUGAACUGCCUGACCUGCCUGGGGUUCAGCGACUCAUGACACUCGCACGCCCUCCUCAAUUGGACCUUGAUUCUCAUCCGCACACAUCGAUUAUUCGUCCAUAUAUUCGAACAGGAACACGCGGUCCUGGCAAGCACCAAAAGUCUAUCAUACAUCCCAAGCGGGUGAUGAAACCAAUUUCCGCCAUCGGAGCGUAUGCCAUGUUGAUGAAUCCGGUGCAACAGUUUGAUUCGACUAGUGGAACUUUCUCCACAGGGUCGUGCUCGGCCAGACGCCGAAGAAAGCCAAUGGCAGCAAGACAGUCGGUUUUGAACAUUGAGAAAUCUGUCGACGAGUUAUCUAGACUGGCUUGCGACGAAGCAGAUUCGGAAAUCCCUAGUGCUGCCAAAGCGAAAAUUCCACUGUCAACAUUCACUCAAAAGACCAAAAAGAUCCUCAAAUGGGAGCUUCAUCAUCCAAAUCUCUUUGAAGCGAACCUUGAAGGCCAGCAGUUUAUCAACCAAACCGUUCAAGAUGCUUUCAAGCCAGCGCCGGUCACAGGCGGUAUUUGCUUCGACAUGGACAUACCUCCUCCAAAACAGCUUCAAGUGCCUGAAAUGCCUCAAGUGCCUCAAAUGGAACCGGAUUUGCCAGCACGGCGUAGCGAGGUCCGUCGCCAGCGUCAGUCUCUACCUGAACCUCUGCCCCAGCCUCCUGUAAUAACUACUCCGAUAACCGAGACACCAAAACGGACACCCAAACCAAGAAGAACACGGGCUCCCCGGGCCCCGCGUGCUCCUGUUACAGAUCGCCGUCUGGCCAAACUUGAUGAUACUGCAACAGCCGACAAAGAAGCACAGUCGGCGACCACCAAACGCAUUCGCCGACAGCGAUUCGUGCGCCCUAUCUCCGAGGAUCUCAAACAAAAGAUAGUGAUUGCUCUUGUCGUCGUUCGUGUGCUUGCAGGCGGAGCGGAAUCAAGAGUGAUCGAUUGGCCUCUUGUGACAAAAGCUUUCCCAGAUCAAGAUUCGUCUUUUAUCGAAGGGCGAGCGCGUCAGAUACUCAACAAGAAUCGCUUGCAGAUUACGAAGAUGCAUCGAGAUUUCCAAGAGUGCUUCCUUGAGGCUUAUGAAAAGGACGAAGUUCCGCCCAUUGACUAUUCCGAUUUGGACGGCUACGACUGGCCUGCCCUGGUUGAAUGGGCAAGCACUAGGCUCGAUGUUUCUCCGUCUGAACGGGCUCCGGACCUUCCAGCAACACGGCAGCAAUUCGACAGUGUUUUCGAACUACGCGAGGAUGCUAUUACGGCAGGCGACGAACUGUACCAGGCUGUGCAUGGUGUCACUAUCAACCACAAGCGCAACUUAAUGGCGCGCAAUCCAUUCGCUGUACCCGUGGAUGGUGAGACACGCGCCCAGCCGGUUUCACGAAAAGUUGGUACGGCACAACUUGAGGCUGCGAAGACAUGGGUUCGUGCAAAUAUCGUCACCGCAGAAGAGACCUACCGGCCCAAUGAGUCGAGCGAUAUCCUGCAGCGCUUUGGUGAUCGACUUAUCACCACUGCGACGCAGGCACUACUCAAUGAACGUGUCAUCAGCUCAACAACCCGUGGCCGCAUCACUCCGGGUCGCAAUUAUGAUAUCUCGGAAUAUUUCCUGCAGACACUGAGCCGCAAGCGUGCCGUCGAAAGCAGCCAGCUGCGUCGUGCCGCUCAUUUCAAGUCAAAGAUGCUAGAUCUACAAUUUCGAACUACCGGUGCAUCCGACGUGGAGUACACCGCAGAAGAUGGCGAUAUCCUCGCAUUGAUCAAUCUCUACGCUUCGGGUGCUAUUCAACUACGACCCCGCGAUGCCCCUCGCGCCAAGUUCGGCCUCACCGAUGGCGGCUAUGAAACUCGCCAGGUGGACAAGAAACGGUUCCGUUUCCCUGUCGAGAUUACUCCCACUGCAACGUACCGCUACGGCAACCCCGUCCAUGGCAAGGCUGCAGCCGCGUACCUUCCACCCGCGCCUUCACCAUCAGGCCCGGAAAUGCCACCUAGAAACCCCCUUUGGUACGACAUCAAUGGAGAGUUCAUACAUCGUCUCUGGGAUCUGGUUAUUGGCCCUGUUCUCGGGUGCCUGGUGAUGCGGCCUGGCAUCAAGGCUGCCAACAUUUCUAACAUGAUCAAGCCCACCAUGGGCGCAUGGGAAACUGUGUUGAUGCUGCAAUGGCUCGAGGAAGUUGGCAUUGUCAAGCCAGAUGGCGAGGGAGACAUGGCUUGCUGGAGAUUACAGGAGUCUUGGUGGAUGAUUCUAUCUUGA
Messenger RNA from Penicillium psychrosexuale, 5586 nucleotides. RefSeq lists its product as uncharacterized. The record is from RefSeq and is a predicted model, not a curated record. Gene Ontology annotation, cellular component: transcription factor TFIIIC complex. The coding region runs from base 1 to 5586 and encodes 1861 amino acids. Gene Ontology annotation, biological process: 5S class rRNA transcription by RNA polymerase III; transcription initiation at RNA polymerase III promoter. Lineage: Eukaryota; Fungi; Ascomycota; Eurotiomycetes; Eurotiales; Aspergillaceae. Gene Ontology annotation, molecular function: DNA binding. The transcript is spliced from 6 exons.